AUGGCUGUAGAUAAACGGAAUCAGACAAGAAUAUCUGUGGAAGAGGCAAACAUCGCCAUUUCCCAACUUCACAACGAUAAACCAGUUCUGAAGGUGAAAGAACCCCCUCAAAAUGAUCAUGCUGGUUUACUUCAGCGAGAAUUGGACAAACUUGCAAUUGAACGGAAGCAAUGGGAAGAUGAAAAUAAUGUUAAUAAUGUGACCAGUCAUGAUAUGGUUGGUCAUAAUGCCUCCAUUAACAAUGUGUCUAGUCAGAAUGUGACUGGCAAUAAGGCUACCAGUAAUAAUGUGACCAGUCAUAAUGACAGGUUAUCUCCUCCAAUUACUACACCACCCCCUAAACAGGAAUCAGCUGGCUCUAGCCAUGACUUACAUCCAUUUCAUCUCUCUUUGUCUCACCCUCCUCCAUUCCGUUCUCCUUUCGGCCACGCUCCAUUCCAUCCACAUGAGUCGUCACCUCAUAGAAGAGCAUCAUACAGCUACGAAUCAUCUUGUACCGCUUCAGAUUCAGAGAUCCCCUUAUCCAUGAGAUUCAUGCAUAAACCUUCCAGAGCAAAGGAAAUGUUGGAAAAGCAAGAUGAUCCUACCAGAAGAAACUCCCUUUUGAAUGCUCAAAUUGGGUAUGUUGAUAAGGCAAAAUUUAUCUCCAGUUCCCAUUCCUCCCAAAUCCCAAUGGAAGACUCCGAUGGUACCGAUAAAGAAUCAUUAUCUUCACCCGGGAGUCCACCAAUUACGCAUAAGUUGGUCCGAAAGAAAUCGGGAGAGAUUCUCAAGUCAUCAUUAAAGGAAAGUUCAGAACCUUCAUAUUUCGAUAAGAAAAAGAGAUCUCGUUCUUUACCAACUACUCCAACGUAUAAACAAGUACAUUUUGGUGGUGAUAAUGAUGUGAAAUAUUUCGAUAGACGUGAUCGUCCUUUGGCCAUUAGUGCACUGAACUCACCAACUUUGGGCCCAUCAGAUCAUAUGGCACCUGAUAUAAGUGAUGAAAGUGAUGAUGAUGAUGAUGAUGAUGAUGAUGAUGAUGCUUAUGAAGAAAGAGAUGAAGAAGGUGAUGAGUAUUUCAAGAAUUUAAGAAAGAAAUCACCAGUUUUGAGUACAACUUAUCCCAAUCCACAUCAUGAUCAUUUAAUUGAUUGGAGUUUGGAAUUAAUCAACUUUCCUCCAAUGGUUUAUGAACGGAAAAUAAAUGUAAAUUCUCCAGUCUUUUUGGAAAGAAUCUUUAUUUCUCCAGAUAAAAAAUAUUUACUAGGGCAUAUUGCAGUUAAAAACUUGAGCUUUCAAAAAUAUAUCACUGUUAGAUAUACUUUGGAUUGUUGGCAAACUAUCAUCGAAAUCCCUACAAAAUAUAAUCCAGAUGGACCUCAAGUAUUGAAGGCUCAUGAUUAUGAUCGGUUUUUAUUUACCGUUCCAUUGGAGAAUUUAUUCAAUAGUUUCAGAAUGAAUAAUAACAGUUUUGAUUCUCCAGAUGAUGUUUUAAAGCAUUCUCAAGUUAAAACUUAUCAUUUGUGUGUUAAAUAUAAUACCAAUAAUAAAGAAUAUUGGGAUAACAACGACAAGAGAAAUUAUGAAAUUAAAUUGACAAAGAUUAUCAAAUCUCAGGGGCAAUCGUACCCAGCAGGAAAAGCAGGAGCAUCUGCGUCGACAGCAGCAGCUUCUACAACGUCUCCCAAGUCCCAGUCUCGUGCACCUAAACAACAGAAUACGAAACAGAUUUCUGCUCACCAGAAGAAACCAAAGUACUCCAAUUCAUAUUUGAAGCGGAAAUCUCACUCUGACACCCAAUUGUCUUCAAUGACCAGAGACUAUCUGCCAACCCCAGCAGAGCCAACAGAAGAGUUUGUGCUUAAAACUCCUGCUGAUGUCAAGGAAGAAGAAGACAGUAAGAAGAAAUUGGCGAAGGAGUUUGGUCUCGAUUCAAAAGUCGAACAGAAAUCUGCUUCACUUAAGGAAGUGGCCGUUCCAGAUUUUUUUAAUAACGAUAAUUCAUCAUCUGAUGUCAAUGAUUUUGUUAAAAAUGAUUUCUAUCUAUCUUCUCCAAUGUUAUCAUCAUACAAUGAUAAUGCAUUGGAUUAUAAUACUGAUCCCCUUGAACCAGGAUCGUUAUCAACGUUUAAAUUGAAGUUCAAAAACCCCAAAGAUACAAACAUAGACACCAGCUCUAACAAUGGGAAUACUACUGAUGAUUAUGGUUCUCCUAAGAAAACAGAGUUUAGUCCAAUGGAAAGGAGUGACCUGGAUAAGGCUCGUUUAACCAAUCUAAAUAAUCCUAAUAGUAAGGGAAGAACUCCAUCCACAGGUGUCAACAAUUACAUUCAUAAUAGGAAACUAUACAAUACUCAGUCAUACAAAGAGUUGAUUGAUAAUUAUUGUUUCUAUGACCCCUCUAGGAACUCUGGGAUCCCUGGAGAGUUUGUUUCCCUCCCUUCUUCAGCAAAGGUUGAUUUCAAUGAGAACUUACAACCAAAGGAUAGCUCCAAGGACUCGGAUAAAACCACUACCAAGACUAUAUCCUCUAUUUUGGGGAUUAACAAAUGA
This is a messenger RNA of Lizanozyma spartinae, 2535 nucleotides long. RefSeq lists its product as uncharacterized. Bases 1 to 2535 code for a protein of 844 amino acids. Gene Ontology annotation, biological process: regulation of glycogen biosynthetic process. The transcript has a single exon. NCBI's taxonomy places the organism in Eukaryota, Fungi, Ascomycota, Pichiomycetes, Serinales, Debaryomycetaceae. Gene Ontology annotation, molecular function: protein phosphatase 1 binding; glycogen binding. Gene Ontology annotation, cellular component: protein phosphatase type 1 complex. The record is from RefSeq and is a predicted model, not a curated record.